This is a messenger RNA of Gavia stellata (red-throated loon), 2811 nucleotides long. It is a transcript of the gene GABBR2, whose product is annotated as gamma-aminobutyric acid type B receptor subunit 2. The coding region runs from base 1 to 2811 and encodes 936 amino acids. The transcript is spliced from 19 exons. Lineage: Eukaryota; Metazoa; Chordata; Aves; Gaviiformes; Gaviidae. The record is from RefSeq and is a predicted model, not a curated record. Gene Ontology annotation, molecular function: G protein-coupled GABA receptor activity. Gene Ontology annotation, cellular component: membrane; G protein-coupled receptor heterodimeric complex. Gene Ontology annotation, biological process: G protein-coupled receptor signaling pathway; gamma-aminobutyric acid signaling pathway.
AUGCAUCCCUCUCCGCGGAGACCGGCCGCUGCCACCUCCAGCCCUGCCAUGCUACUGCUGCUCCUGUGGCUGGGCUGGGCGCCGCCGGGCUGGGGCUGGCCGCGGGGCAGCUCCCGGGGGGCGGCCGGGCUGCCCCCCAACGCCACCACGCCGAUCUCCAUCAUGGGCUUGAUGCCGCUCAGCCAGUCCGAGGAGGACCAGAAGAGCAAGAUCGGCCGGGGGGUGCUGCCCGCCGUGCAGCUGGCCAUGGAUCAGAUCCGCAACGAGUCGCUGCUCAACCCCUAUUUCCUGGACCUGCGGCUCUACGACACGGAGUGUGACAAUGCAAAAGGACUCAAAGCCUUCUAUGAUGCAAUAAAAUAUGGACCUAAUCAUCUGAUGGUUUUUGGUGGCGUAUGUGCAACAGUUACUUCUAUCAUUGCUGAAUCUCUAAAGGGAUGGAAUUUGGUUCAGCUUUCAUUUGCAGCAACAACACCAGAGUUGGCUGAUAAGAAAAAAUAUCCUUAUUUCUUCCGGACAGUGCCAUCUGAUAAUGCAGUGAAUCCAGCAAUUUUGAAGUUACUCAAAUAUUAUCAGUGGAAGAGAGUAGGAACUUUAACCCAGGAUGUACAAAGGUUCUCUGAGGUGAGGAAUGAUCUGACUGGCGUCCUGUACGGUGAAGACAUCGAAAUUUCAGAUACUGAGAGUUUCUCCAAUGAUCCUUGUACAAGUGUAAAGAAGCUUAAGGGUAAUGAUGUUCGGAUUAUCCUUGGCCAGUUUGAUGAGGAAAUGGCUGUGAAAGUUUUCUGCUGUGCUUAUGAUGAAGAAAUGUAUGGCAGCAAAUAUCAGUGGAUUAUUCCAGGGUGGUAUGAAAACCUUUGGUGGGAAUCCUGGAUUAAUUCCUCACAAUGUCUCAGCAAAAAUCUUCUUGCCGCCAUGGAAGGUUAUAUUGGAGUCGAUUUUGAGCCUCUCAGCUCAAAAAUGAUAAAGACCAUAUCAGGACGGACUCCACAGCAAUAUGAAAAGGAAUACAAUGCUAAGCGUGGUGAUGGGCAAUCCAGCAAAUUUCAUGGUUAUGCCUAUGAUGGAAUAUGGGUGAUUGCCAAGACCCUACAGAGGGCAAUGAAGUAUCUGAAUGCCACCAACAAGCACCAAAAAAUUGAAGAUUUUAACUAUACAAAUCACAAACUUGGGAAAAUUUUUCUGGAUGCUAUGAAUGAAACCAACUUCUUUGGAGUAACGGGUCAAGUUGUUUUCAGAAAUGGAGAGAGGAUGGGAACCAUCAAAUUUACGCAGUUCCAAGAAAGAAAGGAAGUGAAGGUGGGAGAGUACAAUGCUGUGGCUGACACGCUGGAAAUUAUCAACAACAGCAUCAGGUUCCAAGGACUUGAACCUCCAAAGGACAAAACAAUUAUACAAGAGGAGCUACGCAAGAUCUCCUUGCCUCUCUACAGCAUCCUCUCUGCCCUCACGAUCUUAGGAAUGAUAAUGGCCAGUGCUUUCUUGUUCUUUAACAUCAAAAACAGAAAUCAGAAACUAAUAAAGAUGUCCAGUCCCUACAUGAACAACCUUAUUAUCCUUGGAGGGAUGCUUUCUUAUGCAUCUAUUUUUCUUUUUGGUCUUGAUGGAUCCUUUGUCUCCGAAAAGACAUUUGAGACACUUUGCACAGUCCGAACGUGGAUUCUUACAGUGGGAUACACAACUGCAUUUGGAGCAAUGUUUGCAAAAACAUGGAGAGUUCAUGCAAUUUUCAAAAAUGUAAAAAUGAAGAAAAAGAUCAUUAAAGACCAGAAGCUACUGGUGAUAGUUGGAGGGAUGCUACUGAUUGACCUUUGCAUCUUGAUUUGCUGGCAGGUUGUGGAUCCUUUGAGAAGGACAGUGGAAAAGUAUAACAUGGAGCCGGACCCUGCAGGCAGAGAUAUCUCCAUCCGACCAAUCUUGGAGCACUGUGAAAACACUCACAUGACAAUUUGGCUUGGGAUUGUCUACGCUUAUAAAGGGCUGCUGAUGUUAUUCGGGUGUUUCCUAGCCUGGGAGACACGAAAUGUCAGCAUUCCUGCUUUGAAUGAUAGCAAGUACAUCGGAAUGAGCGUAUACAACGUGGGGAUAAUGUGCAUUAUUGGUGCUGCUGUUUCAUUUCUUACUCGGGACCAACCCAAUGUGCAGUUCUGCAUCGUUGCUCUAGUCAUAAUAUUCUGCAGCACCAUUACUCUCUGCCUUGUGUUUGUACCUAAGCUCAUCACACUGAGGACAAAUCCAGAUGCAGCCACACAGAACAGACGAUUUCAGUUCACUCAAAAUCAAAAGAAAGAAGAUUCAAAAACAUCAACAUCAGUCACCAGCGUCAAUCAGGCCAGCACAUCUCGACUAGAAGGACUGCAGUCAGAGAACCACCGCUUGAGAAUGAAAAUUACAGAGCUGGACAAAGACUUGGAAGAGGUCACAAUGCAGCUUCAGGACACUCCUGAGAAAACAACAUACAUUAAGCAGAACCACUAUCAGGAUCUUAAUGACAUUCUUAGUAUACGGAACUUUACAGACAGCAAAGAUGGUGAGAAAGCCAUUUUGAAAAAUCAUCUUGAUCAAAAUCCACCAGCACAAUGGGGCUCAUCAGACCCUUCCAGAACAAGCAAAGAUCCUAUAGAAGACAUUAACUCUCCAGAACACAUACAGCGUCGGCUGUCUUUGCAGCUGCCCAUUCUUCAUCAUGCCUAUUUGCCAUCCAUAGGAGGAGUUGACGCUAGCUGUGCCAGUCCGUGCGUAAGCCCCAGUGCCAGUCCUCGGCACAGACACGUGCCGCCCUCCUUCCGAGUAAUGGUUUCAGGGCUGUAG